CCUGUUGGUUCUCCUUUCUAAAUACACACUACCAUUGUAUCUGUGCGAUCACUUCCCAUCAACCAGUUGGCGCAGUUCACAUCAUCUUGAUUUUGAAAUUUGGUUCACUUCACUUGGAUUUCCCAUUAGCAAGCAUUCACCAUGGAUCGUAUCAAGGAGAAAAUGAACACUCUCCGCAUUGAGGCGGAUGAGAAUGCUGCAAAGGCGGAAGAACUCAAAGCGAAAGUCAAGCAGUUGGAGCAAGAGAACCUUCAAAAAGAACAAGAGAUCACUUCCCUCACACACCGCAAUGGCCUUCUGGAGUCCGAAGUCGAGAAACUAGAAACUGCCAUCAAGGAUGCCAAAGCUGCGGCUGGUGAAGCCUCGGAACACAGCAAUCUCAACGAAUCACUCCAGCGGAAACUUCAAGUGCUCGAGGAAGAAGCCGAGGUUGCCGACAAGACCUUGCGAGAGACCAACGAGAAGCUGCGUCAAACCGAUGUCAAGGCGGGCCACUUCGAACGCAAAGUUCAAGCCUUGGAACAAGCACGCGAUGAAUGGGAGGCCAAAUACGAGGAGAUGGCCAAGAAGCACGCAGACCUUCAAAAGGAACUCCAAGAAUUGGAGCAGAGCAUGGGAAAUAUUUAAUUUGGGCGAGCACAGGGUGUUUAUGUCUUGUGAAGGGCCACGAAAGAUGUUGUCGGCAAGCGGAUGGCAGCGCGAUGCAUAGACAACGACAUACCUACGAUACCAUGGGGCAUUCGGUAAUUGACCAGCGUUGACAGUUUUGUUGUUUUCAACAGGAAUCAACACGUAUCAUCCACCA
Exophiala oligosperma is the source of this 805-nucleotide messenger RNA. RefSeq lists its product as uncharacterized. The record is from RefSeq and is a predicted model, not a curated record. Bases 142 to 627 code for a protein of 161 amino acids. NCBI's taxonomy places the organism in Eukaryota, Fungi, Ascomycota, Eurotiomycetes, Chaetothyriales, Herpotrichiellaceae. The transcript is spliced from 3 exons.